Messenger RNA from Aplysia californica (California sea hare), 1410 nucleotides. Its product is annotated as mucin-5AC. NCBI's taxonomy places the organism in Eukaryota, Metazoa, Mollusca, Gastropoda, Aplysiida, Aplysiidae. The record is from RefSeq and is a predicted model, not a curated record.
ACUACAGAUCAGACAACAGAUGUGACUACACAGGCAACAGAUCAAACAACAGAUGUGACUACAGAUCAGACAACAGAUGUGACUACACAAGCAACAAAUCAAACAACAGAUGUGACUACACAAGCAACUGAUCAAACAACAGAUGUGACAACACAGGCAACAGAUCUAACAACAGAUCUAACAACAGAUCAAACAACAGAUCGAACAGAUCAAACAACAGAUCUUACAACAGAUCAAACAACAGAUCAAACAGAUCAAACAACAGAUCUGACAACAGAUCAAACAACAGAUCAAACAACAGAUGUGACAAUAAAAGCAACAGAUCAAACAACAGAUCUAACAACAGAUCAAACAAUAGAUCAAACAGCUGAUCAAACAGCAGAUCUUACAACAGAUCAAACAACAGAUCAUACAACAGAUCAAACAAGAGAUGUUACUACGCUGACAUCUGAUCAAACAACAGACGUAACUACACAGGCAACAGAUCAAACAACAGAUCUAGCAACAGAUCAAACUACAGAUGUAACCACACUGACAUCUGAUCAAACAACAGAUCAAACAGCAGAUGUGACUACACAGGCAUUAGAUCAAACAACAGAUCAAGCAACAGAUCAAACAACAGAUCAAACAACAGGUCUUACAACAGUUCAAACAACAGGUCAAGCAACCGAUCAAACAUCAGAUUUGACUACACAGGAAGCACAUCAAACAACAGAUGUGAAAACACAAGUAACAGAUCAAACAACAGAGGUGACAACAGAUCAGACAGCAAAUUUGACUACACAGGAAGCACAUCAAACAACAAAUCAAACAACCGAUAUGACAAUAAAAGCAACAGACCAAACAACAGAUCAAACAACAGAUCAAACAACAGAUCAAACAACAGAUCAAACAACAGAUCAAACAAUAGAUCAAACAACAGAUAUGACUAAACAGGCCACAGAUAUGACUACACAGAACCCAAAUGUCACCUCGGAAGUUACCGCAACAACCACAUCUUCGGACACAACGGUCCUGUCAUUUGGAACAUCAACGCCUCAUAAUCUACCAACUGGCCUCUCCGGUUCAACAACUCUCAGAGCACCUACUCCAAACGCUACAAAGUCUGUCGAUCCAGCAGCCACUGUGACAUCUGGCCCAGACACAAGGCCACCCAUAACGUCAGUGACGGAAUCCACCAGCGUCAUUGUGUCAUCUCCAGCCGUACCAACUCUUGCUUCUACUUCAUCGGUUCCAACUACGUCAGAAUCUCUACCCACCGAGACGGCUGUGUUGGAAACAGAUAUAGAUUACAAGAACAGUGUGCUUGUGAUCCCCUUUGAUCUCCGCUUUAAUUUGGAUUUCACGGAAGAUCUGAAGUCACCUUCAUCAGCCAAGUAUAAAGAGCAAAAACGACUGCUCUCUGAGCAG